This is a messenger RNA of Prorocentrum cordatum, 583 nucleotides long. The record is from the annotation of a GenBank genome assembly. NCBI's taxonomy places the organism in Eukaryota, Dinophyceae, Prorocentrales, Prorocentraceae.
UCGAGACGCUGCGCCGCACCUUCGGGGUGCUGCUGCGGGAGGGCGCGGGCCCGGGCGCCCCGAGGCCCUGCCUCGACUGGGAGCUGCUCGUGAUGCUGCGCUCCGCCUGCGUGGGCGUGCACGGCAUCGGGUACCUGGACUCGACGAAGCUGUGCGACCUCUACGCCCAGGCCGCGGGGCAGCUGCGCUCCUUCGCGCACAGGGCCGCAGCGGCGCGCUCGCAGGGCACCGCGGAGGGCCGCGUGGACACCCGGCUGACGGCCGCCGUGUGCUCCGCGGAGGGCCUGUUCCAGACGCUGUGCCGCAAGGGCAUGGCGCCCGCCAGGCAGGAGAAGGCCCGCUGGGGGAGCGCCGACGAGCCCUGGCUGACCUCCCACGGCGGGGCGGGUGCGCUGGUGGCUGCGCUGGCGGCCGGCGGUGGGCGGGUCGGCGCUGCCGCAGCGCUCGUCCGCCCCAGGAGCGCCGGGGCCCCCGCGCAGCCGGUGGUGACCGUGGACGACUAGAGGGCCUCGUGGGCGCGGGGGCGCGCAGGGGGCGCGGCGGGCGCACGCCGCCCGGCCGCUCGAGGCUUCGUCGUCCUGGC